AUGGUUCGUGCGGGUAAGACAUCAAAAAGUAACGUUACAGAGGGAUCAUCUCCACCCCAAGACACCAGCUCUGCAGAUGCCUCCCCUACCAGCAACCUAAACUUCCCAACACCUUCUUCCCCACAAUCAAGAAACAAAGUCUCCGCGGCCAACAAGAAAAGAAAGCGUGUGAGCGAAACGAUGGAGGGGUCCAUAAGUGCGUCAAAGGACCUUAGGGAUAAGAAGCGGAAAGUUAAAGAGGAGGAGGGCGAAUGCGCCAACGCAGAUCAAGAUGAAUCGGCCUCUGAACUAGGCGAGGAUGAUGCAUUGGAUUCAACUAGCCCGUCCCUGGCACCGUAUGACGCCCGACGGGUUCUCGAAGUGCUCGAAGUCGUAGACCCCUCCGGGUUACUGGAUGUCGAGAGUAUAUCGCGGGGUAUGACAAGUACGUUGCGCAAGCUGUUGGAAGAGCCUUCGUCCGUCUCCCUCCGUGCACUUUUGGAUCGCAUCCGGCAUGAAGCACCUGUCCCUGAUUCUCGAACUUGGCCUGUUAGACCUGCUGUGGUCAAGUUCUUCCGGCUUGCUCAGAUGCUGCUCCAGGAUAUUGCUCAGAGAUCGUCUGCCGUGAAGUUUCUCGACGAUGCGGUGAUAUCACCAAAAGACGAUGAACCAGAUGAGGACACAAAGACUACGGCCACCAAAAGUGAGAACAAGACCGAGGAAUCCCUGCAAUAUCGCGAGAAGCACAUUCAGUAUGCGCUGCAUCAGCACCUUCCUACUGGCGAUUUUUUCACUUCUGCGACCGUCCUUACUAAGAAGGAAAUUACUUUGCUGGCAAAAGGUCAAGCGUCUCUAACUGCCGUCCUCCCCACUGUUCCCGUGCUGCCCCCCAGCCUUCCUAAGCUUGGUGACUACGCCCCAGGAGUAGCGAAUCACCCUCGUCGCCCGUAUUCACUCCGCAAGGCGCCUGUCCCCAUCUCUUCCGCCUCAUUCCUCGACUACGGACCAUUCGCUUCCCUCGCCCCCGCCUUCGACUCCGAUGGCGGCCAAAUCGGACGAGAUACUCUCGGGCUAGUGCUAGAAAUGAAAGGGGCUAGGAAAGCUAGGCGGUUGGGGGCAGUGAGGAGGCAGGUGGAACUGGCGAACCUGAAGGAGAAGCCUUUGCCUUCAAUUGAACCAUUCCCUCAUGUCCAGGAACUGUCCGCGCUUGGCUUGGAGGAUCGAUCGACUCGCAAACUGGUGUAUGAGUGCAAAUCGACGAAAGCAGAGUUAAGGGGACUGGCGAGGGAGAUGCUCCCUGAGGACGUCGUGGAAGACUUCUUGAUAAGCGUAGAUCAAAUGGAACUAGAGAGAGGUGUUGGGGAGUUGCUGAUAAGGAUUUCCAAUGCCUUGGGAGAUUUGCAAGUAUUGCAGGAAAGGAGACUCAGGGCUGGGGCCCCUGGUAAGGAGGUUCCAGUCGAGAUCGAUGGAGAGGAAUGGCAUCUUGCACGCCAAAUUCUGUCAUCUCUGACAACCAUCGCUUCGCUCCGCCCGCGUGCCUCCACGUCCUCCCUCUAUUCCAUUAUACCACCGCCUAAUGUCUUGCACACAAUUCACAAAACUCUUCCUCGCGAACCAGUGCCAGGAUACAAAGGCACUCUUUUAAUCAACCGUGAUUAUGCCCUCAUCGACAACACAACUAUCCGAUCCUCCGCCCUCCCCGUCCCACCUCCCAUCACGGGCUCCACAUCCAACCCAACUCAAACCUUGCCCCCGACACCGGCGACGAUGCAGGGUGGAUUUCCUGCAGCAGGAGCAAAUCGGGCGCCAACCCAACUCGCCUACUCCUACCACCGCCCUGCUGCUGCCACUGCUAACGCCCAAACCCCCCAUGCCCAAGGAGGAACAACAAUGCAGUACUACCGUCAAGGGUAUUAUUCGCCUCAUUACAGCCAGAGCGGGUACUAUGGCUAUGCGGGAUACGCCACUACAACAGGCGCUGUCAGUGCAACGCCGCACUAUACCCCACCCCCUAAUGCCACUGCAGGGGGAAGAGCGCUCCCGAAUUUAGCUACAAAGUCAUUGAGUGGCUGGGGUUAUGCAUCAAGCAGCCCGGCACCCUCUGGCGGGGCUUCCGGAGGGGCCACAGCUGUUGGUACCGGAGGGGUCCUCCCCAGUGCUACAGCUUUGCCUGUUCAUAUGAGGAGGAUCAAUGGGACGGCAACACCUGGAAGUCAAACACCUGGGACGCCGGGGAGUCCUGCUACAGGUAGUUAUGUAUGGAACUCCAAUAUCUCUAUGCCGACUACGCCUUCAUCACAGCAGGGCGUCGGGGCGGCUUAA
Molecule: messenger RNA, 2301 nt
Organism: Cantharellus anzutake
Lineage: Eukaryota; Fungi; Basidiomycota; Agaricomycetes; Cantharellales; Hydnaceae
Exons: 4
Coding region: 1-2301 (766 amino acids)
Source: RefSeq, a predicted model, not a curated record